Molecule: messenger RNA, 773 nt
Organism: Camellia sinensis
Lineage: Eukaryota; Viridiplantae; Streptophyta; Magnoliopsida; Ericales; Theaceae
Source: RefSeq, a predicted model, not a curated record
CACCGCCGUCUAGACGAUUGAAUCCUGUCUCACUCACUCUCUUGCUCUCUCUUUCUCGUAGAGAAUCGAAUCUGUUUCUCCAAAUCUCUCUCUCAGAGGAUCAAUUGUUCUUCAGUCUCUUACUCAGUGAUUCUUCUUCGAUUCUUCUUCAGUUCGGUGAUUCAUCUCAGGAUUGCGAUUUCGAAGUUCAAUUUUGAGCACAGCUCCGUGAUUUAUCUCCAUGGAUUUGGAACUCUUCGUCUUCUUCGAUCAGAGGUCAGUGAUUCAUCUCGGGAUUGUGAUUUCGAGUUCGAUUUUGAGCACAGCCCCAUGAUUUAUCUCCUUCGUCUUCUUCGAUCAGAGUUCAUACUCCUUGAACACGCUGAUGGUGAAACCUGCUACCAUCUCUUAUUAGUGGUUUGUCCCAUAUGCUCCAUAAAAGUUGUGAGUGACAUGUUAAGUCAUAUCACUCUGCAACAUGGACAUUUAUUCAAGAUGCAGAGACGUCGCAGAUUACGUAGAGUUGCAAUUCCCAACAGUCAGGCACUCUCUCUCUCGGGAAGGGAUCUUCGUGAGGCACAUCUGCAGGUUCUUUUAGGAGGCAGUGGAUAUCGAUCGAGCAAUGCAAAUUCAUCUAAUGCAGUUAUUGAUCCAUUCCUUUCCUCUCUUAUUUUGAAUUUCCCUUCAUCUGAAUCAGAAGACAUUUCGAAAUCCGUGUUAUCCAGUGCUGAUGACAGUUCCAUUAAGAGUGUGACAUCAUCGCAUAUAUGGAAAGCAAGGUAGUGGAUUAUAUC